Molecule: messenger RNA, 698 nt
Organism: Lampris incognitus (smalleye Pacific opah)
Lineage: Eukaryota; Metazoa; Chordata; Actinopteri; Lampriformes; Lampridae
Gene: bik
Product: BCL2 interacting killer
Exons: 6
Coding region: 87-563 (158 amino acids)
Source: RefSeq, a predicted model, not a curated record
GCGGAUAUCUGGCAGUUAACUGCGAGCCACAAGAUUAAAGGACGCUGCUGGCGGCGUCGACUUUAAUCAACCGAGAAGCAAACAAGAUGGUGCAAGAAACAAGAUGGCCAAGCCGUGUCAUUUCCCUCCGGGCUGGACCUGCUGAGGUGGACACUGCCACCCUGUCUGAUGUGAGGUCCUCCCUUAGGUCCGCCUACAGGGCCACACGGACCAUCGGCCGCCAGUUGGCAGCGAUAGGAGACCGACUGGACCGAGACUGGGGCAAAAGACUGCCAAACCGGUUGCCAGCUCCUCUCCACAUGCUGAGACCGGUCCAGACGCUGACCAGAACUGUCUUUCGGGAUAUCCAAAGCUUCCUGUGGGGUUUUCAGGGCUUGCCUGCUGCAGCAAAGGCCCAGCUAGCAGCUACCACAGCUGGUCAGGAGCUUUUAAUAGCUGAAGCCUGGGCAGCUUGGAUGUCCAAUAUUCAACCACUGAAGUGCACUGGCUGGACCAGAGGAGUCCUUGUCACGGUGGCACUGGUGGCCACCGUGACCAUUUUCCCUGCAGUAUGGGUGGAGUGAAAUGGUUUAACAGGCCAUAAGCAGGUAUUUUGGCCAUAAAAUAUCAGCAAAAUACAUUGUGCAAAAUUAGUGGAAAUUUUUUUUUCUCAGGCUGUUUACUUUGACUUCUCUUUUAUAUAUAUAUAUAUAUAUAUA